Messenger RNA from Spirometra erinaceieuropaei, 6100 nucleotides. NCBI's taxonomy places the organism in Eukaryota, Metazoa, Platyhelminthes, Cestoda, Diphyllobothriidea, Diphyllobothriidae. The record is from the annotation of a GenBank genome assembly.
AUGGCCCACGUCAAUCGCCAGUCACUGUCGAAGAAUGAGGAGAUGGCAGGGAUUCCGAGACAAGAAAAACCAACAUUUUAUUUGUCAGAGACCUACAAUCCCUCCCUACCUUCAGUUGAAAUUGAUGAACCGGCGAUUUUGGGCCCAGACAUCUUUAAGUUGGACCUCCGGGAGUGAGUUGGUUGUGGCUGCUGUGUUUCGAAACUGUUUUGAACCAAUUAUCGUAGUCGUGUUUCAGGAUCACCUCGAUGGCAGUUUUAAGCCAACACACCCCCAUAAUGGUCACACAUGGACGUCUGAUAAGCCUAAGACUCGCCAGGCGGUUACUUUUGUAUAGCCCACUCAAGAGCAUCACCAGAAGUCAGAUAUGGGAGAAAGUUUCAAGGAGUAGGUAUACUGAAACAGAGUUUUCGUGCUUUUCAAACAGUGACGCUGUGUGCAAAAUCAGUUUGCCUGGCAAACGACAUCAGGAGUAGAAGGGAUGAGGAUCUGUAGUGAAGCGAUUGAACGCCUUAAAAGUUGACAGCCCAGUCAUUUAGAGAAGUUGAGUACAGUUACGCAUUAUGAACAGGAUCCGUCGAAUUAGUUAUCGGCGAAGGGGCCCAGUGUGCUGGCGUUAGAAGCUUUCUGUUUUUAACCGAGCAGGCCCGCAUCAGACUUGCGUGAACGUCACCAACCUGACUACGGAAGACAACCUAAAUGCGACCCCUGCUGCUGAACUUUAAACAUUGCAGGAGGACGUUGGAAUUUAGGAAGAGGCAUUAUGCAGGUGUGAUCAUGGCAUGUGGAUCUACAAGAAUACAGGUUGUGCACGGGAACAUGCAUCCCCCGUAUCCCAGGUGACCUUGUGCUGAAUGACAGGAUUAGGAUUGAACUUGGGCCACGGGAAUAGGUGCUCCUUGGAAUUCAGCAUAAGGUCCAACCUUGCUUGCAACCUAUCCCACAUUCACAAAGGCUAGCCUAUUGUCGCGUGAAGCUACACUUUUUGGUUUGAUUGUAAUCGACUAUACGAGCUAAAUUAACUGUAGCUACUAAAAAUCCUACGGUUAACUAACUUUUGCAUCAUUGCUCGUCCGUUGCACCCCGUCCUCCAGGCGAGAUGGGCUGCACCUGUUUUCUCUUCUCUUUGAGAAUUUUGUAUUCCACAGUUAAAUCGAUGUACCCGGUAACGCAUGUCUCAUCUGAGUGUAUUGUCUGUCAGAAUUCUGAGUCUUUAUGUGCUGGAUGUUAAGGGACCUCGAUAACAGUAUGAAACGUUCUCUUCCCGUUUCCCCUUCCUCAAGCUCCAGCUCGCCUCCUGCCGCUGUAGAUGUGAUCUUCGUCAACGGCAUGCUAGGCAGUGUGUUCCACACCUGGCGCCAGCACGACCUGGCGGGAAGUAAGAGCGAACUGCCCGCAUCGACUGUUUCUGUGCCUUCAACCGGUGAACGGGUUAACUGUUGGCCACGCGUAAGUAGCCCAUUGCUACUGUCGCUUUCGCUUCGCCUUUUUUUACACGGUGCCUUUUCUCAGCGCAUGUUAUACCUGUCCUGUAGCAUUUGCAGUUCUUCUUGGAGAAAAUCAUGUGUGUUCCCUGUUGCCUGCUCUUCUAUUACUUUUACCCAAUUCAGCAGUUGGUCUGUCGCAAACAGCGAGGGCCACCACUACCACGGCGGCGGCGUUCUGACAACUUAUGUCUGAACUGGGUUUCACACCUAUUUUAUUCCUUUCUGGGUGUGGGCGCAGGGGCUGGUAAAACUAAAUCGCCCUCCACACAUAUUCUGGUUCUUGCAUGCUUCUAAUAGGCCAUGCUUCGAAUAGGGUUGAGGAUCUGUCAAUGACGUGAGUUGUCAUGAAAACCACCCCAAGAAGGCAGCAUUGCAGCCUGACCCUCAGCCUGAACAAGGGCGGAGCUACCCGUUUUUUUGCAGUCCUUCAAGCCGCGCCUCUUAGCUCCUUAUGAUAGUUAACCAUGUGAGGAGGGACGACAGAGAAUGUGGGUAGAUUACUGCAGUACUGUUUCGGGCUGAUUGUGCCUUCAUUCAACCAAUCAUAACCCUGACCAAUAGCUGGGACCAGAAACACAAACGUGCACACAGACGCAUCUGGCGCAGUUGAUCCACCACUGGGGUCCACCAGAUGGGUCAUGAGCCCUUUAUCGAACCAGUGCCUCGCCACCUGCCAUUGUCUGUCACUGUUAUUAUGACUUGGCCGACUUCAGCCUGGUAAUUGGUUGCCUUUUCGUGACCUUUGCCACCUAUACGGAGCUUGUUUGCUUUGUGAAGCCAAUAGAUCGGUGUGCGCGCAUUCCUGAUUGAGUUAACCAUGUCUUAGAUUGUUUGGGUGGAAAAAUAAUCGUUGGAUUCCUCACUCUUGAUCACACUCCCUUAUCUCCGAUUUACCAGUGGCCAGUCUUGCUAAACCCUAGUGGAUUGGGCGCAGUUGCUGGUGUAAGGUAAAACCUCUCUACUUGCAUUCAGUAUACUGGUUGUAGGUGAUCAUUUAGCCACUCUUGUCCGUUUAAUGUAGUCUAACAGCGGCCACAUUUUCCGGUCUAAAUAAACAACUUUCUCUAAAGUGGCAAUCAUAUGAGAAACGCCUUGUUCCUUUAAGUCGAUGUGUUGCUCUCAACCAAAAGUUUUGUUUCUCCGGCAACUCUAAGUUUACACUGGUAACUGCCAUGGUAUUCGGUUGUUUCUAGCGCACCGUCUGGGUGCCAAAUUGUAGAACCACUCAGCAAAGUGCGACUUAUAAAUUGUUCCAUGUUGGACGACGACCUUUUACUAUGUCGGUCGGCGGUCCAAGGACCGACAGUAUGCAGGCAUGAGUUUAACUCUCGUUUUUUCGUAGACGACUGUCUGUGGGAUCGACCCCUUAGCGAAUUUACUUAUGGUGCAAAUUAUAGUGAUGAUCCAUCUACCUUCCUGACUACGCCUUUAAUUGUGAUAUAGAUCGUUUUUGUUCGGUGUACCUCUUAUGAAGUUAAGAAUACACAAGAAAACGGAUUUCGAAAAUGAGAGAGUUGCGAGGUUUUAAUACCCAAUCUGAACAAUCUGUUCAAAAUCAUAUUCCACUGACUUCAGUCGGAAUAGAGUGAGUCAUGGAAUUUUGAGACUCUCAGUGGCGUUAUCCAACUAUGGGGAGUUGUUAAAUCAAGACGUGAAACGGCGUGUCUGAUGAUUUCGCCAUCCAAGUGAACAACGUACUAAAUAAUACAGUUCUGGCCAGGCUCCCGAUUACUUCUGCGUCUGACUUUCUUUCCGCAUUUCCCAGGUGUUUAAGCGGGAAUGGGGAGCAUUUUACGACUGUUUCUGUGAACCGACGGAACCGAACAGAUCUAACCGCUCACCGACGAACAGUGGCUUGGUAGCUUAGGUACCCAUUAUUGACUUCGUCGGACAGUGUGUCAAGUCAUGCAUCAUCGCUUUUAAUUUUUUUGAAAAAGCAGGUUGUUGGCUUAGAUACCGGCCCUAUUACUCAACAAAGUAGCGCAUUCUUCAGUCACUUACAUUUUGUACAGUUUUAACCACCGUUGCUAAUGACUUUUCUGUACCUAUUUUGUUUGCGAAUUUGCCCUGAAUAGAACCAGACUAGCGUAAGAUUACAAUUUCAGUGUACUUGUCUGUUCAGGCCUGGCUCAGCAAGGAGUUCCCUCAGGCGCGUAUUCUCGGUGUGAAUGCCAAUCUGAAGCCUUUUGUGUGGAAUCCAAUGUGUCCUGCAGAUCGAAUUAAGUGCGUUCCGUUCUACUUUCCUAUUAUUCGAAGUUUACCUCUGUGAUUGUGUUCAGAUAGUUAAAUCACGGACUGGAAGGCAUAUGAUCCUUGUCAGCUCUAUGAAUGAAAUUUCGCUCAGGGCCUUACUCCCAACGGCGAUUCUGCAGUCGCGUGAGCUGUGCUCUCCGCGCGUCAAUUGUGAGAUCGGUUCUACCGUCUUCUCCCUGUGUGCUUCGCAGAUAUUCGAGCCUGUAUUGUUUACUGACAACGUUCUUGGCCAAAAUACUAACCCGCAUAAUCAGGUGAUGGACUCCCAUCACACCACUUUUCACGGAUCCGACUACAUUUAUGGCUUUGGUUGUUACCAUUGUCUGUGAUAUCGAGUAAACAAUUGUCACAUAUUACAUGAAAUCCUGCAGUGUGUCUUCAGCUGAGUCUGCCAGUCUCGUUACUUGAUAAAUUAAUCACUCACUUUGUAAAAGGGCAAACAUUUCAUGUGAAUGCGAGCAGCCAGACCGGCAGCGAGCUCAGACGCCACCGAUCGACCGCUCAGCGUCCUUCCAGGACCCUGGCCAAUGAUGAUUACUGUUGAGCACAACGCGUGACCUACCGUAUUCCCUAGUUGCGCCUUUGAACGCGAAUAUCAGUGCUUGCAUGACCCACCAUGGUCUCGUUGGCUUGCGUGCGUUUUCAGUCCUAAUGGUUUAUUGUUUUCUUCUGUUAUUUCAGCCGCCGAAUUGACCAACGUGCGCAGGACAUCCUCCAACAGCUCGUUUUGGCCGGCGUCGGACAGCGUCCAAUAAUCUGGAUUUCACACUCUGCAGGAGGUGAGAGCUUCAGUCACGUACAUUUUAGUUCCUCUCCUCUUUGCAACCCUUCCGUUUUCCCUCAAGGAUUUCAUAGUCUUUUGCUUACACGCCUUGUGCAAUUGGUGCUGGUAUGGGACGUCAUCCAUUACAUUUCCAGUAUGUCUACAAUUGAUAGCAUGCUCUCCUGGGCACUAACUGACUAACUUGCCCAUUUACGAACUAGUUCGCCUCCUAUCCCUACCUCUAGGACGACCACUUUUUGUCUAUUUUUAAUGCAUAUCUUUCAGGGAUUUUGAAAUGCAUGAGCUCUGGUAAAUGGUCUAUGCUUGCCAACCGCUUGCUUUCGCCUUAGUCCUGACAGUUUGCUACCUGUUCGCAGGGCACCAGCGUUAUCGAACAUCGGAAUAAAACUUCCUUCUGUUAUUUUUCUUGUCAAAUCACCUACCUUAAAAUGCCUCUUUCCUGAUCGUGUAAAUUAAACGUCUCAUAAAGGCAUAACAUACCGCAUGCGGACGACAAAUAGGUUUUCUUCACCGUCUCUAAAAGAGUACAGAAUCGGUCUUGUGCUUCAGUCGACUGCUGCCGUCCACGUCAGGUAUAAACCGUACCUCACCUGUGUUAGAAUCUAAAUAAGGAAGCAGUGGCGUCUGGAUGUAUGAUCCCUCCCCCCUCGUUGAUGAUGGAAGAAGUUGAAAGUCCGUUGGGUGAAACCUUGUGCGGAUCAGUGCGCCCUGCUGUCGAGCCGUCUUGCACAGAUUUGCAAGUCUCCCCUUGAUGGCGCAAACAAGAUAGGUGCCGUGGUAAACUCCGGACACACAUUCAGCCGAUUAAGAGGGUUCCUUCUAGCCCAGUUCUUUAUUUGCCUCCUUCGUUCGACAAAAAACUACGGUACUGCAUUCUGAAGGUAAUACGCAAGAUUUUUUGAGUUAUGGCUCUUCAUAAUCUGUCAUUUACGCACCUAAUUAGAUGUUCCCUACUGUCGUCUUUUCUGAGCAUACCAAUUUUUGGACGACUAGAAUAAUCACAACGAACUUAACGCUUAAGAGCAGGUACAUUCCCACUGUUACACUUCCGGACACGACUGCAUAUCUCAUUAUCUCUGUGGCUGUCAAUGCUUCUCGUCACCUGAUCAUCGCCACCAUCGCUUCGUUGUAAAUAUGCUUCUUUCAUCACUCACAGGCAUUUUAACCAAGGAGCUUUUACGGAUAGCUGCCACAGGCGCGGACAACUUAUUAGCAUGCACCCAGCCCAAUCUCCCCUUGCGGCCAGCCUCCGAUCCCGACGGGCUCGCAUCAAACGCCAGCCCUCACAGCAGUACCCCUUGCUCCCGACAACCGCAGAAGUCCAUGCCCAUGUUGUAUACUGGACUCGCUACUGAGAAUCGACAGAUCAACUUUCACGAGGGCCCCAUUCCAACCAAGUCCUCCAUGCCCACGCAGAAUAACGCCUCUGACUACGCCGCCAGUGUUCAGAGUGAGGACGCGGUGACUACGAGUUCGCCACCGUCCGUGGUCAGCUCUGCGAAUCAGAUUUCAAAUAAUACCUGUGGAAUAGUCUUUCUUAGCACCCCCCAUAGAGGCAACUACUCCCUCAUGUUUC